GUGUUGUUUUGACAAAAAGACGUUUAAACCACCCAUUGGAAAAAUACUGUAGUAUACAUUAACAAUUACUGUAGAAACGAAUAUAGUAAAUUGUAGUUUAUUAUAGUUAUUAGUAUACUUUGUUAAUGUGUCCUUAAGUAUUCUUUAAUAUUAGUACAUUUAUAAUCUGUACUGUAGUAGCACCUACACUUUAUGUUUACUAUGAUUCAAAAACACUAUAAUAUAGGAAUUUAUCUAAAUACUACUACCCUAAAUUUCAUUUGGGCAACAACCAGUUAAUCCUUCCCUAUUUAUUGAUUAUUUAUUUUAAGGCUCGACCUUGGCCCAUGUAAAUAUUUCGUCACAUACAACAAUCCAUCUCUAUAUCACUGAGCUUUCCGGUUUGGUGCCCACUUUUCUUGAUAAUGAGUUCCCCCUGCCGGAUACACACCCGAACAACAGCGUGUUUUAACCGGGGGUUCACCGGGGGACACGCGUACCGUCUGCCCUACAUAGCGCGCACCCUUUGUAGGCCGAAGUGUCAGCUAAGGACGACUCGCAACCUAGAAACCGACGGUUCGCCCCUCCCUCCCUCUCACUCCCUCCCUCCCUUCGUCAUUCGAAUUGUAAACGCUGACUGAGGGUCUCUUGAGGUAAAAACUUUUCUAAACACACACUGCCAUCAACGUUUACUGAAAAGCUGACAAUGUUUACAACGAACAUAGUUGUCUGUUUAUAAAGAAAAAACUAGAACCCUCACGAGUCUUUAUCACAGGCGCUAUCCUGGGCAACUGUUGUCUUCUCGCAUAUGACAUCAUCCGUGUCCUUUGUGUACAGUUGCCAGGGGUUACGGGGUGACAUUUCAAGUGCCUUAGAUAUAUUACACACGCGCGCGCUCCCGUUUCUGUUUUCAAGGGUUAAAGCAUAAACUUUAUGAGAUGGCAGAGUCGGGUGUGCUUAUCACCGAGUCUGUCCGUCCGAGCCCGGUGUUUACGGAACCGUACGAGCGCUCGGUGCAGUAUAUGGAAAGCAACAAUAUUCUUCAGAUUUUCCAGGAGAUCACAGAGAAUCUGAUAUUGAAUAGACCUGACGAUCCUCUCCAGUUCAUGUUAGAACAGGUGCAAAUGAAGAUUAAAAUCCGUGACAAGUCACGUAAAACAUUUCUGAAAUCAUAAUGAAUUUCAAAAACAAAUUAACAAGGACCUUGCAGAAAAACUUAAAACAGUUGAUGCUUAUUGAUUCAGUGAUUCAGCAUUGUUGUUUCCAAGCAACUGUUUUUGGAAUUUUGUAGAAUUAUUUAUUUUUGUUUUUUCUUUUGUAUGACACGUUCUAUUGUAUUACACACAUGACUCAUACUCAUUCGCUUUCAAAUCAUGCUGUAUGGUCUCAAUAAAGUAGUUUUUGAGUGCCUUUGACAAUGAAAAAUAUUUUAAUAGGUUAACAUUUCAGGUAAAAAUCUUUAGAAGCAAUUUCUGCCUGAUUUUUAUUAUUAUUUCAGAAUCACAAUGGAAAGAUUUGCAUGUGUUCUUUUACAAAUCUUUUUUCUAUAAAUGAACUAUAGUGGAAACAUUUUGCAGUCUAUACAUACCAGGUUUUCUCAGGCAAAUAGUUCGCUGGACAUUUGCCACAUGCACAAAAGCAGCUGGCUUUUACACUGUACUCAAAUUUCCAUGAUGGAUUUUGACUGCAUAAGUAAAGGACGUCUUUGUUUAUAGUUGGCUCCUCUUACAGUGUGUUCUGUAGUUAUCUACAGUACAUUCUCUCUGGUGGAUCAUCUGGUGUUUCAAAACCAGUUUAGCAUAAGAUUUCACUCCAAUUUCAUAAAACAGAAAACUCAAGGGAUCCUAUACGUUUGAAUCUUUUCUCCACUCACAUUUUUCUGAGAUUAGUACAGUGCUUGCAUUUACUAUCUUCUGUAAUAUAUUAGGAAAUUGCAAUGAGGAUUGUCAAUUUGGUUCUGUUUCUGUAAAAUUCACCAUCAUCAAAGAUGCAAUGCCAAUCGGAUAAAUUUGAUAAUAAAUGCAUUUGUCUGUUCAACUGGAUUUGUGUGUUUACAUUUGCAUUUAUUUGAUAUUCACAGUUCCCAUCUGGUUUAAUGAGUUUAACAUGUAUAACAAGUUCUAAUGUACAUGUACUAAUGGUGGAAAAUAUGCAAAUAGAAAUAUAAACCAUGACUAAUAAAAACAAAUACUAUGGUGUCCUUGAA
Molecule: messenger RNA, 2185 nt
Organism: Paramisgurnus dabryanus
Lineage: Eukaryota; Metazoa; Chordata; Actinopteri; Cypriniformes; Cobitidae
Product: testis-specific expressed protein 55
Source: RefSeq, a predicted model, not a curated record